Molecule: messenger RNA, 1612 nt
Organism: Trichomycterus rosablanca
Lineage: Eukaryota; Metazoa; Chordata; Actinopteri; Siluriformes; Trichomycteridae
Product: tyrosine-protein kinase Lyn-like
Exons: 12
Coding region: 1-1605 (534 amino acids)
Biological process (GO): regulation of B cell receptor signaling pathway; positive regulation of dendritic cell apoptotic process; innate immune response
Cellular component (GO): extrinsic component of cytoplasmic side of plasma membrane
Molecular function (GO): signaling receptor binding; non-membrane spanning protein tyrosine kinase activity; ATP binding
Source: RefSeq, a predicted model, not a curated record
AUGACAGACAAAAAGGAGUGUGGAGAUGCUGGGGUGAAUGUUAUGCUGCCUGUAACAUCAUCCAGCAUGGCAGGUUUGGCAGUGAUGGUCUGGGGAGGCAAAUCCUUGGAGGGUCACACAAACCUCUAUGUGAUAGCCAACAGUACCCUGACUGCUGUUAGCUACUGGGAUGAAAUCCUCAGAGCCAUUGUCACCAUUGUACAAUCGGCUCUACUGCCUGGGCAAGUUCUACAGAACAUUAACGCAGCAGACAAGGAUAUAAAAGUUGUGGUUGCCAUGUCCUCAUAUGAGGCUUCAGACACGACUGAGCUGACUUUUAAAAAGGGCGAGAGGCUGCAAAUACUGGAAGAAAAUGGUGAGCGGUGGAAAGCCAAGUCAUUGUCCACUGGUAAACAAGGAUUUAUACCUUCAAAUGUUGUUGAAAUGGAGGAAAGCAUGGAUAAACAUGACUGGUUCUUCAAGAACAUCAACAGAAUAGCUGCUGAGAGAUUCUUGAUGGCUCCUGUCAAUAAACCAGGUUCCUUCCUUAUACGACAGAGUGAUACAAACCCAGGUUUUUACUCUAUGUCAGUGAGAGAUGUGGAUUCUAACGGUUCAGCUGUUGUAAAGCAUUAUAAGAUUCGUCUAAUGGACAGUGGAGGAUAUUACAUUUCUCCAAAAGUCUCCUUCAAAACAUUAGAAAACCUCAUCAAACACUACAAGAAACAGAGUGAUGGAUUAUGCCAGCGAUUAGGAAAACCAUGUGUAAAGCCCAAUGAUACUACUCAGUGGGAUGGCGACGUUUGGGAAAUAUCUAAAGAAAAUCUUCAGAUGGUGAAGAGGCUUGGAGCUGGUCAGUUUGGUGAAGUCUGGAUGGCGGAAUAUAAAAACACUACCAAGGUGGCAGUAAAGACUCUGAAGCCUGGCACCAUGACAGUCGAAGCUUUUAUGCAGGAAGCAAACCUGAUGAAAACUCUACAGCAUGAUCGCCUGGUCCGCCUUUACGCUGUAGUCACCAAAACCCCACCCAUCUUCAUCAUCACGGAGUUUAUGGCUAAUGGUAGCUUGUUGGAUUUUCUGAAAAGUCCAAAUGGACGAAAAUUACAGCUACCAAAACAGAUCGACUUUGGAGCUCAGAUUGCAGAAGGCAUGGCGUACAUUGAGAAAAAGCAUUACAUUCAUAGAGACCUGCGAGCUGCCAAUGUUUUAGUCAGUGAGAGCCUGCUCUGUAAGAUCGCUGACUUCGGCCUUGCUAGGGUCAUCGAACAAAAUGAAUAUUCAGCCAGAGAAGGUGCUAAAUUUCCCAUUAAAUGGACUGCACCAGAAGCUAUAUGCUAUGGUAGCUUCACAAUCAAAUCGGACAUGUGGUCUUUUGGCAUCCUUCUGUACGAGAUCGUCACUUAUGGGAGAAUUCCCUAUCAAGGUCUGAGCAAUAGUGAAGUGAUGGCACGAGUGCAGCGUGGCUAUCGCAUGAGUUGUCCGGACAACUGCCCUGCUGAACUGUACGAGAUGAUGACAACUUGCUGGAAGAGCAAACCAGAGGAGAGGCCCACAUUCGACUACAUGCAGAGUGUGCUGGAGGAUUACUACACUGCUACAGAGGGCCAGUACCAGGCACAGCCAUGACACUCAC